Messenger RNA from Quercus lobata, 1628 nucleotides. RefSeq names its product flotillin-like protein 3. Gene Ontology annotation, cellular component: plasma membrane; plasma membrane raft. NCBI's taxonomy places the organism in Eukaryota, Viridiplantae, Streptophyta, Magnoliopsida, Fagales, Fagaceae. Bases 25 to 1455 code for a protein of 476 amino acids. The record is from RefSeq and is a predicted model, not a curated record. The transcript has 3 exons.
CAUAAACUCCUAUACUAGAGCAACAUGAUGUGGAAAACGGCUGGUCCUUCAGAGUACUUAGCCAUCACAGGGUGGGGCAUCCCUGACAUAAAGCUAGCCAAGAAGGAAUGGAUAUUUCCAGGGCAGAAGUGCACCAAGUUCGACGUGUCUCCUGUCAACUACACCUUCGAAGUUCAAGCCAUGUCUGCUGAGAAACUCCCUUUCAUUCUCCCAGCAGUCUUCACAAUCGGCCCUCGUGUCACUGACAUGGACAGCCUCCUCCUCUACGCAAAGCUCAUUUCUCCACAUGACAAGCUCUCCAACCACGUCAAAGAACUUGUUCAAGGUGUCAUUGAGGGAGAGACUCGUGUGCUUGCUGCCUCUAUGACCAUGGAACAGGUAUUUAAGGGUACCAAGGAGUUCAAGAAAGAAGUUUUCGAACAAGUUCAACUUGAACUGGAUCAGUUUGGCCUUCUCAUCUACAAUGCUAAUGUCAAACAACUUGUGGAUGUGCCUGGCCAUGAGUAUUUCUCAUACCUUGGCCAGAAAACCCAGAUGGAAGCUGCCAAUCAAGCUAAGAUUGAUGUUGCUGAGGCUAAGAAGAAGGGUGAGAUCGGAGCAAAGGAGAGGGAAGGCCAAACCUCACAAAAUGCUGCCAAAAUUAAUGCAGAGACCAAGAUGAUAAUGACUCAAAGGCAAGGAGAGGCCCAGAAGGAAGAAAUUAGGGUUCAGACUGAAGUGGAACUGUUUAAGAACAGGAAAGAAGCUGAGUUGGCCGAGUACAAGGCUGAGCUGGCCACGAAAAAUGCCGGGUGGUCUCAGGCGUCUCAGCUUGCAGAGGUGGAAUCCACCAAGGCAGUGACCUUAAGGGAGGCUGAGUUGCAAACUGAGGUGGAGAAGAAGAAAGUAUUAACUCAGACUGAGAAACUCAGGGCCGAAUUACUAAGCAAGGCAGCUGUGGAGUAUGAGACUAAGGUGCAAGAGGCAAAUUGGGAGCUGUACAAGAAACAAAAAGCAGCAGAAGCAACCCUCUAUGAGAAGCAGAAAGCUGCUGAGGCAGAGAAGGCAAGUGCAGAUGCAAAGUUCUAUGCAUGCCAACAAGCUUCGAAUAGUGCGCUGUAUGCAAAGAAGAAAGAGGCUGAAGGAAUUACUGCACUCGCACAAGCUGAAGGCUUUUACUUGAACACCCUAUUGAAACAACUUGGAGGAAAUUACACUGCACUAAGGGACUACAUGAUGAUCAACAAGGAUAUGUACCAAGAAAUUGCCAGAAUUAAUGCACAGGCAGUGAAUGGAUUGCAGCCCAAGAUUACUGUUUGGUCUAAUGGAAAAGGUGGUGAAGAUGGUUCAAAUGGGGCAAUGAAGGAUGUUGCUGGGGUAUAUAGCAUGUUGCCACCAUUGCUAAAGACUGUGCAUGAGCAGACUGGGAUGCUACCACCUACUUGGCUUGGCACAUUGAGUGAUGUUACUCCUUAAUGUGUUUGGUUUUUUAAGUAUAGUACUAUUAAAAUAAUGCCAUGAUAAAAGUUACCUACUAAUGGUUGUUUAGUUUGACUUUAAUGUGGAGGGCAAGGCACAUUGGGUAAAUAUUUGGUAGUUUGCUCUAUAAUAUCAGUUUGUUUAAUACUAAUUUAAUUUAUGCUUAUUGG